AUGCCCGAAAAUCCCAGCACCGACUCGCUGAAGCCGCCCGACCCCGAUGAGCAGGAUAGCUUGCGCGCGCUGAACCGCACACCGCAUCCGUACCACCACCAGAGCGAGCAUCUCCCCUAUGCCGCCGACCACUUCGACGUGCGCAGUGCGAACGAGUCGCUGCGCCCAAGACCGAAUGGAAAUGGAACGAGCAAGUCGCCCCGGUCGAUAGCAGACGCGUACAAGGAGUCCUCCCCUGGGAGCGACAGUGGCACCGAAGCUGACGACGAGCACUUUCUCAAGGGGCUGCCGGCCCCCAAGACCAGACUGCAUAAGGGGCUGAGGGGUCAGAAUGAGCAUUUGUCGGACACGCCGUCGCCCAUGCCCUCGCCGACAUGGACGGGAAAGGAGGCCAAAGAUUACACAUCCCAACCCAUCGCGCGGCAGCAGGCACUGGGGAGCCGAAUACUGGGGGCGGUCCGUCGCAACAAGAACUUGACGCAGCGCGCCACCGAGGCUGGCAUUGUCACUUUCCUGAGCUGGAUGGUCAUGGCCAAUGAGCAGGUUCAGCCGCUGGUCAAGACGUGGAAGCGAGACUUCGAAUUGCUGGGAUUGAUUUACACAAGUUUGCUUGCAAUGUAUUCCGUGCGCGUUGCCAUUUGGGGCUACAGGAAGCGGAACCCGACGAAAUUCAUUCCCCUACGGCUACCUGCAAACUUCGACCCUGCGCCGAUUCUCUGGCCGCCCGCCGUCACAUUGUGCGUCUCGCUGCUGGUGGCCACCGACAAUCCCGCCGUGAUCCUCCCCAACAUGAUCCUCAGCAUCUGCACCUGGCCGCAGCAGAUUAUACCAAAGUUCGAGCUUGGGUCGGCCUACGACUCCGUACACUGGGCCCUGACUUGCCUGCCUCUCGUAUGGAGUGCAUCCCGUCAGAAUGUCGUUCGCGUCGCAGGAACCCAUGCUUUCGUCUCCAACGAAGAAAUGGUGCUGUUAUACCCGCUUCACCAGACGCUCUGCGUCGUUUUGCACCAUCUCACCACUACCAGCCUGCUCACCGCAGAGCUGCAGCUUUUCUCCGUUGCGCUGAUCAACGUCUUGAUCCUGGCGUCAUCACCCCAGAUCUACGUCCUCAAAUCAUUGCUGUGGGUUGGUGGGCUUGGCAUGCUCGUAACGUGCAGUGGUGUCAUAAAGUCAGGCAUCAUCCUGGCCAGGGUGCCCAAAUGGCGGUUUCGCAAGAUCCCUGGGCACGGUCACCGGCCUCUGUGGAAGGAACUAUCAAAAGUCUUCUCGUGGCGGAGGAUCAAGAGCGAGUUCUUUGGUUCCAUGAGAGAGGCGCGCAUGGACGACGUUAGCACUUCGGAUGAUGAGGUCGAGUACAACCAGUUCAAAACACCCAAACGAACCCAGACCUUGGGUGCAGCCCUCAACUCGACAUCAAAAGGGCGAGGUGGGCGACCUUCAGACAACCGCGACUUCCAGCCCAGUGGUCUGGCCCGCAGCCAAACAUUAUCCUAUGCCAACGAUUUGCCUCAGAUUCACCACUCACAUACAUCAUCCGGCCGCAAGAAGCGUUCGACAUCAGUGACGCUACGACCGUUCCUGAAGCUGACUUAUACGCAAGCCGUUAUCCGGAAGUGGCUGUAUGCGCUCCAUGUCUAUUCCAUGCUCGGCGUCGUCAUCCUCGGAGGCAUCCGCACACACAUGCAGCUCGUUGCUUUCAAGGGCAAGGACCCUAUCGGAUGGGCACUGGGCUACUUAUUCGGCGACUUGCCCGCCUUCCGCUUCCAGGUCGUCAAUGCCAAUCUCGAACGCUGGAUCUGCCUCCCGGAGCGCACCCAGGACGAGGACAAGCUGUGUCACAUGGGCUGGGUACAACAUGUCCGUCACAAUGACUUUGGGGAGGCCAACACCCGCCUGCUCCUCGCCGCGUACUGGGCGAUUGUCGUGAUAGUCGGACUGGUCGUCGUCUUCCGGCUCCAGAACAUCUACGAGGUCGACACGCGGCGCAAAGUGUUCCACUUCAUGAUGGUGGGCAUCUUGCUGCCAGGCACCUUUAUUGACCCGACCUUUGCCGCCCUGGUCCUGGCCAUUGUGUUAGCCAUCUUUCUCGGCCUCGACCUGUUGCGAGCCAGCCAGCUCCCACCUCUGUCCAAGCCGAUUGCUUCGUUUCUGGCACCGUAUGUCGAUGGCAGGGACUUUCGCGGCCCGGUGGUGAUCUCCCAUAUCUUUUUGCUGAUCGGCUGUGCCAUCCCCCUGUGGCUGGCUUUGGCGGCGCUGCCUCGCUCCGGGGCGGGCUCCAAUGCGGGCUGGGAGGUGCCGACCCGAGAAGUCAGCAUGGUGUCGGGCGUGAUCUGCGUUGGGUUGGGCGACGCCGCAGCGUCACUCAUUGGGCGUCGCUACGGGCGUCGCAAGUGGAUCUGGGGAGGCGGAAAGAGUCUAGAGGGCAGUUUGGCCUUUGCCGUGGCCGUCUUUGUCGGUCUCGCGGCCGCGAGCAUCUGGCUUCGCGUCGGGGGCUGGCCUAUUGCGGACGAGCGCGCCGGUGUUCUGCAAAGCGCCCGGAACGCUGCGGUGUGCGGCACCGUGGCUAGUCUCACGGAGGCGGUCCUCACGGGCGGAAAUGACAAUGUCAUUGUGCCGGUGGUGCUCUGGACUUGUGUGAAGAGCCUCGCGAUAUAG
Molecule: messenger RNA, 2655 nt
Organism: Emericellopsis cladophorae
Lineage: Eukaryota; Fungi; Ascomycota; Sordariomycetes; Hypocreales; Bionectriaceae
Product: Dolichol kinase-like protein
Exons: 2
Coding region: 1-2655 (884 amino acids)
Biological process (GO): dolichyl monophosphate biosynthetic process
Cellular component (GO): endoplasmic reticulum membrane
Molecular function (GO): dolichol kinase activity
Source: RefSeq, a predicted model, not a curated record